UUAUGGUCUGUUCGCGCCAUCCUGUCUUCGAAACGAAAGACACAACAAGAGUCCAGGACCCUAUGACUUGGUUUACUCUUGAGACUUCAAUACAAAUCGUUAAACCAAAGCAGUUAAUCGCGCCAGGAACCAGCCUCACAUUGCAUUGUGCGGCCCUAUUGAUGGGUUUGUGAGAGACCGUGACUUCACUCCAAAAUCAUGCCGCGCGUUGAACCAAACGCUUGCUCAAAAAGAAAGAAGCGAGAAAGCGGCACCACAAGGCUGAAUGAAAAACUCGGCAGUGAUGAAUUACUACAACAACUUAAGGCUCUAGCUGAGGAGCUAUCAGAAGCUGAGCAGUCAAGCGCCAAGCAGUAUGGUGACACCGCUGAGUUCCUGGCCCGACACUAUGUCUUGAAACACAAGGAUAAGGGAGUGAGAUUAUAUGCUGCAUGUUGUCUGGUGGAUAUAUUAAGGAUUUAUGCUCCAGAGGCACCAUUUAACCAAGACCAGAUGUGGGAAGUCUUCUCCCUCAUCAUUAGUCAGCUAAGAGGACUGGAACAUGGCCCAAAUGGACUCAAUAUCAAGAAACAUUUUUAUAUCUUGGAGAGUAUUGCUCUUGUGAGGUCAUUCACCGUUUGUCUGGAGCUCGAUUUUCAGGACCUGAUACUGCAGCUUUUUAAACUCUUUUUUAGUGUUGUGAAGGAAAGUCACUCAGUCAAAGUACUGAACCUGAUGGUGGAGGUCAUGAGUCCAAUAAUAGAAGACAGUGAAUCAAUACCACAGGAACUCUUGGAUACAGUACUGAUAAAUCUCAUUGAGCCAAUAAAGAGCCAAAACCCUAGUGCAUAUCGGAUUGCAUCCAACCUUGUAGAGAAAACAUCUUCUAGCAUAGAGCCCUUCAUUCAGAUGUUUUUCAACAGUGUCCUGACUCUUGGCAAGACAUCGGAAAGUGACCUUACAGAUAGGGUGUAUGACCUUAUUUUGGAACUGAACCGAAUAGCUCCUUUAGUGCUUCUUUCUGUUCUGCCACAGCUAGAGUUUAAACUUAAGAGCCCUGAUGUUGAAGACAGACUUGCUGUUACCCGGUUACUCUCACAGAUGUUCUCUGACCAGAGCUCUGAGCUAGCUAUUCAGAAUAAGUCCCUAUGGCAGUCAUAUCUUGGGAGAUAUUUGGACAUCAACGUUGAUGUCAGGGUUGAGUGUGUGAAAAAUGCAAAGCACUUUCUAAUCUUAAACAAUGAGCUGUCAUCAGAAGUUUCAGAAAAAUUGAGAAGUCGGUCCAAAGACCCUGAUGAUAAAGUCAGGCAAGAGGUAGUGACAGGAACUUGUGAAGCAGCAUCUCAGAACAUUGACUGUGUCUCAGACAAGUUAUUUGAAGAUAUUUGUGAGAGGAUGAGGGACAAGAAGUCAAAUGUGAGGAUGGAAGCAAUGAUUUGCAUAGGAAAGCUUUACAAGAAGUACACAACAGGAGCCACAGCAGAUCUCUCAGCGGCCAAGAGGUUGUCCUGGGUACCAAACAAGCUUCUAGUGUGGUACUACCAACCAUCUAUUGAAGACCAGCUUUGUGUUGAACGGCUGCUGUCUGGUUGUCUUGUGCCUGUCUCGCUGCCAGCAGAAGAACGAGUGAAGCGAUUACUGUCCCUUUAUACUCGUUUGGAUCAACACGCUGUUGGUGCCCUUAGAAUGGUAUUCAAAUGCCAAGCAAAUGUGCGUUCAGAUCUCGCAGCUCUUGUACAGCUUGUAGGAGAGGAGAAGAGUAAUGACACAGACAAGAUGAUUAUGUCACACAUCAUCACAUUGGCAAGAACUCUUCCUAAUCCCUUCAAGUCCCAAGAAAAUCUAAAAAAGCUACCUGAGAUGCUGAAAGAGGAAAAAACAAGAGCUCUGCUGAGUACUUGUGUAAACCCUAAUGUGGGAUGUCCUGCAGUAUUUAAAGCUGUGAGUGAAUUUGUUGUCAAGUUGGGAGCGAGGAACCCUAUUCUAGAUACCAUGAAAGCCAUGUUGGACAGAGCCGCACCUGUUCUUGUCGACGCAGAAUGUAUCAGGAUUCUCCUGACACAAGUCAAGAAUUUGAUUGAAGGGCUAGAACAUGAUGAAGAAGAGGAGGAGGAUCUUGAUGAGUCGACAGACUCGCCCAGUAAUAGGGGCACCAAGGGGCUGGACAUGCUAGUGACCUUAUCCAGUGUCUUCCCAUCACAUUUUCAAAAUGAGGAGAGCUUCGAGCUGCUUCUUGUUUUUCUAAAACACCAUGACCCACAGCUAGUGAGCUUAGCGUUACAAAUCCUCUCGAAUACUGUUGAAGAGAUGCAGUCAACUGCCGAAUCGCUGAUAAGCUAUUACCAACCUGUCUUGUCUAACCUUGCGACCAAAGGAACUCCUCGUCAUGCCAAAUUUGCUAUUCGCUCAUUGGCAAAAAUAUUCAAGGAUCCAAUCAAUGUCUUUGAGCGCAUCUUUUCUAAUAUUGUGAGUUCGCUGGACUAUGAUCACCCUAUGCUAUUAACAUACCUCACUUCCCUGGCCGAACUCGCCGUAUUGGUUCCCUCACUGUUUGAGACAAAGCAGAAGUUUAUUAUUCGAGAUUUUGUGGUGAAAGAGCUGCUUGUGAAAGACCGGCAAACACAGGAAGAGGCUGAGGAAAAAGGUGACAAAGAUUGGUGUGAUGAUUUUGAUGUCUCAAAAGAAACCCAGGCCAAGAUAAAAGGAAUCAAAGUUAUGGUCCGCUGGUUAGAAGGCUUGCAGUCCAACCAUAAGAACUCUGGAUUGCCUGUGUUAAGGCUUUUGCAUACAGUGCUGGUACAUGCAGGAGAUCUACAAAAUAAUAACUGUGUCUGCCCACAUGACUGUUCUAGGCUUCGUCUAGCUGCUGCCUGCGGAAUGUUAAAAAUUGCGAAGGAGCUGAACUAUGAGGAAGUUGUUAGUUUGGAGCACUACCAACAGCUUGCCCUCACAAUUCAGGAUCCUUGUUUUGAAGUGCGAGCUAAGUUCAUUAAGAAGCUGCACAAGUCGCUUGACACACUCAAGCUUCCACUGGACUACCUUGCUAUCUUCUGCCUUGCUGCCACUGAAUCCAAUAAAGACAAGAAGACGCAGGUACGUCAGAUGAUUGCUCGUAAUAUCAACAUCAGGAAGGAAUACCUGAAAACCCACUCCGUGGCCCAAGCAUGCUCUCAUGCUAUCCUCCCCGAGUACGCGCUGCCGUGCGUGAUCCAUCUCUUAGCUCACCAUCCAGACUUUGAUGCAAAAAGUAAAGACUCAUUAGUGGAAUUCAAAGAAUAUCUUUGGUUCUUUAUGGAGCCCAUCAUAGCAGCAAACACUGGGAAUGCAGGGCUGAUCAAGAAACUCUUGGAAAACAUCAAACAGACCGAAGACGUGCAGUGUCCGGAGAAUGCGACAGCCAAUGAGGCAAUCUACGCGUUAUGUGAUCUCGCCUAUGGCCUUGUACUGAAUAAGGCAACAGGUUUGGUAUCUGAGGAGUUCCCACUAAACCCUCUGUUGCCAAAGAAGAUGUUUCAGCCAUCGAAAAGGGCAACACCAAACAACAAAUCAUAUCUACCGAAAGGAUUCAUGUUCUUUGCUGGAAAGAAAAAGGCGGCUGUACCAGAAGCAAGCAAACCUGCUAGUAGGGCAUCCAAGGCGAGCACAAAGAGAAGGAAUCUAAACGACACUAAAGUAGCAGUAAAGGCGUCACGUGGAAGGCAGCUCGAGACAAAGAAUAAAAACACGACCUUCUCGAGUCCGGGGGAGGAUACACCGGAGAGCGGACUUGGAAGUCCAGCAAAACCCUCACCAAGAAAGCGGUUGAGGUCAGCGGCAUCUCCGGCAAAGAAGCCACCUGCUAAAUCUCGCAAGACUGCUACAGACUCGGACAGCCAAAGUGACUCAGAAGAAGAAGUCCUGCCGACGAAAGCCUCAAGAAGUAGGGGUAGACAGCAGCCAGGAGCUAAAGCAACAACUGCCAAGUCUAGUACAAGGUCUCCAAGAAAGGAAGAUGCCAGCCAUGAUCAACAGAGCGAGUCUGAUGGCGAAGAAUCUCUAGAGAAGGACUCAAAUCGAGGCAAGCAACUGAGUUCGCCGAAAAAGAAAGUGGCAGUUAAAUCUCCACGUAAGGCUACUACAAAUGCUGACUCGGGGAGUGAUUCAGAAGAAGAGGCUAGCAAAACGAAGACUUCCAGGGGCCGUUCCAAACUACAAGCAUCUCCUACAAAGAAGGCAACAAAGAAAGCGUUCUCAAGGCGCGCCCGCAAGACUGUGACAACCGCUGACUCUGCAAGCGAACCGGAAGAAGAGGUAAGCCCAAAGAAAGGCGCCAUAGGCAGAGCUAAACAACAGACUUCUCCGACAAAGAAAUCCACCACGAGAUCGCCUCGGAAGACUUCCGAGGAUGUAGAGAUGGAAGUAACCAGUUCCAGGGCGACCUCAAGGGCGCGGAGGAAACCGGAGACUUCUCCUACAAAGCCACCAUCAGCCCGGUCUACUAGUAGAGGCAGUGCUCCAUCUCAGAGAAAAAACAAGAAAGACAACGGAAUGGCAGAAGUUGAGUCCCCUGUGGUUUCACCAAUCAAGAGAACGGCAGAAAGAGGGGGAGGAUCUCCAGCAAAAAGGCUACGAGAAUCCGCAACCGUAGCAGCAACAUCCACUCCCGCAUCACCUCUGAGACGGGGGCGGUCUGCUAAGGUGUCUGAGGCGAUCUCACCUGUUCGCGGCUCUGUCGUACCUACGAAAGGAAAGACACAGGCACAGAGCCCAUCUCGCAGCAAAAGAGUUACUAGUAAGUCUGUAAACGCAUCGAGGUCGCCACGUAUUGAAACUGGAAAAUCAGAAGGUCAGAGAUUGUCUCCUAGAAGGAAGACGACGACUGCAUCACUGACAAAGACGAUCAGAUCACCUUUCGAGUCAGGGACGUCCGAGCUCGCGCAAAAGAGUCCCAUUGCUGGUCGAGCUGUGCGAAAAUUACAGUCAGAGCUUGACUCUUUGCCCGAGGAUGAAGAAAGCACUUCAAACACCACACCAACCUCCUCCAGGAGUCUCACCAAGACAAGUCCUGAACUUAAUGGCGUUUCGGAUUCCCCCAGAAAGAACCGCACCUCACCUAGAAAGAAUGCAACGGAAGCAAGUCCUUCAAAGAAACGUAAAAUAGAAGAACAAGCAAAGGUUGCUAAAAAGUCUAAAACGGAGAAUAAACCAAGCCCAAAGAAGACCGCACCUCCAGUGCUAAACGUACGACGACGGAACAAUAGAGCACGCAGAUGAGAUAAGCUCCCCAGAGAGACAGAUAUCCUAUCUUUGUAUAGACAAAAUCUAAUCUUAAGGUAUCCAGCUCUUUCCGGGCCGGUGUUUCAAAACCAGGUUCUCAGUCAUCAUCCGCCACAGUAGUAUAAAGGGAACAAAAGCCAUGGAAAGAGGGAACAAGAGCCAGGAGAAAAUAGGGAUGAGGUUCCACGCUAAUGGGCUGCCACGAUCUAUUCAUGAUACAUUGGCAUAAUCCGCCACAGUAGUAUAAGGAUAGCAAAAGCCAGGGGCUCCAAGCAAUUCAUGAUACACUCUUCAUUAUUGCCUUCUGGAUCCUCUCUAAUCUGAGUCGAAACCAACUCUAUCCAAACCAUUCCAAAACAUUCGUCUUAUUAAGAACGGGUCAAGACUUCUGCACUUUUGUUACCAUAGGCUUUGUUCUCUGCUAUUUUAACUUAGAAACGUCAUGUUUCUUCAAUAGCCGCGGCUUUAUGUGUGAUUUUAUUAUAUGGUAAACACCUAUUUCAAUCAAGGUCUCACUCGGAAAAAUGUGUCGUAACUUGCAGUGCUCCAUAAUUAAUCCAAUAAGCGUAAAUAAAAAACAAAUGCACCCUCGAAUCCUGUAGCAUUCCUAUUUACCUGCCAUUUUACGUUACGUAUGGACCACUGCGCGCUACUAUACAUGGAUCUUGAGUGUAACCUUAUCUCAAAUAGUUAUAUAUUCUUUAGCCAGAGUUUGUAAAUUAAUAGCCGGAACUGCUGACGGUUCUUCAUCUUAAAAGUUGCCGCGAUAUACGCUUUUGAUUUUAUUUGUACAAAAACCCUCUUCGGGGGAUCUUUAUUAAAGAAUUUUUAUCAACGCU
Nematostella vectensis (starlet sea anemone) is the source of this 6074-nucleotide messenger RNA. Its product is annotated as sister chromatid cohesion protein PDS5 homolog B. The record is from RefSeq and is a predicted model, not a curated record. Lineage: Eukaryota; Metazoa; Cnidaria; Anthozoa; Actiniaria; Edwardsiidae. Gene Ontology annotation, biological process: DNA repair; mitotic sister chromatid cohesion. The transcript has 39 exons. Gene Ontology annotation, cellular component: chromatin; nucleus. The coding region runs from base 199 to 5232 and encodes 1677 amino acids.